AUGGCCAGCUCGGCUUGGCGUGCAUGGAUUGGAUGGUUUGGCUGGCCGUACAUAGACAGGCCCGGCUGGCCCUACAUAGACAGGCUGGCCCGGCGGGGCCAGUUUGGUCCCAAGCUCGCCCGGCUUGGCCUCACGUGCAGCUAUCUUGGCUCCAAGCGGGGCAAGUUUGGUCCCAAGUGGGGCAAGUUUGGUGCCAAGCGGGGCCAGUUUGGCCCCAAGCGGGGCCAGUUUGGUCCCAAGCGGGGCCAAUUUGGCCCUAAGCUCGAGCGGUUUGGUUCCAAGCGGGGCCAGUGUGGUCCCAAGCGGGACCAGUUUGGUCCCAAGCUCGACCGGUUUGGCCACAAGCCAGGCCAGUUUGGCCCCAAGCCGGCACAGUUUGGCCCCAUGUGGCGGGUCCAGUUUGUUCCCAAGCUCGAGCAGCUUGGGUUCCCGCGCAGCUAUCUUGGCCCCAAGCGUGGCCAGUUUGGUCCCAAGCUCGAGCGCUUUGGUCCCAAGUGGGGCCAGUUUGGCCCCAAGCUCGACCGGUUUGGCCCCAAGCCGGGCCAGUUUGGCUUCAAGCCGGAGCACGUGACCUCGGCUCGCAUCCUCGCGGAGAGGUCCUCGCAAAUCGUGAAAGACUUUGUUGUGAAAUGCGGCGCGCUCAACAGGGAAUCCCUGGAGUACACUAUGACUUAUGAUGAUCGUCCGGGAGAUAGGCAAGCCAGGCGAAACAGAAAGAAGGACAAAGCUCGGAAGGCGCCAUUGGAGGAAACGAAAGCGAAGGAGUUGGCCCGAUUCGAGUUUGAGGGAGCGACUGUGGAGACACGGGCGAGCAAGAGGAGGAAAAUGUCCACAGCCGCCAAGACCAGUGGCAGUGUUGGGUUGCCUGUGCCCACGCCAGUGCAACUGCUUGGCAAGCCUGUGAAGAACCGCCGCGAGAUCUGGGAUUGCCUCGAGAAGUUGAGUUGGGUGCGAGGGAACGUCAAGACCACGACAUUUGGUUCAGGAAGCAUUGCGCUGGGCGUCACACGCGGUGCCCCAGGCGCCGAUGGCUUCAACAAGGAAGGCUACAAUGACCAAGUUGUGCCUGGAUGCUUGUCACAAGGCGAUCAAGAGCAGUGUGCCAAACUGUGGGAAUUGCUUCAGGACGAAGGUCGGGCGCUCGGCUUCGAAUUCAGCAGCGCGCAACUCAACAAUAAUUUUCAGCCGAUGCACCCCCGCCACCACCGCCGCACGGACAAGGACCACCAAUGGUGUCUGUCCCUGGGCGAAUUCACAGCAGGCGAGUUCUGCUGGCAGGAGAGGCACCAAUGCUUCAGCGUGUCCACGAAAGAUCAAUGGCAGAAAGUUGUCUUCUACCAUUCUGAUGCUGUGGCGCCCGAGCCUCCCCGGCGUCCUCUCCGCGUGGGACAUGAUUGCGCAGGCACGAAUGCGCCUUGCCAAGCGUUGCGGAACUUGCGCGUGGACUUCACAGAGGCCUUCGCGAGCGACCUUGACGAGUUCGCCUGCCAGACCAUCGAAGCCAAUUCCCGCCCUGUCAAAUUCUACAGGGGCGAAGUUGAUGGGGACAUCACCAAGCGCGACCACUCGCAGGCGCCCGGCUGCGACCUGUACAUGGCAGGAUUUCCCUGCCAGCCGCGCAGCUCAGAAGGCAACAAGAGAGGCUUCGAUGACCCACGUGGCCAGGUGUUCUAUAGUGUCGUGGAUUACAUGAGAACCCACAAGCCUCGUGUCGCAGUCCUGGAGAACGUGCGAAGUCUGCUUCACAAUCGCGACGGCGAAGACAUUUGCGAGGUUCUACACGAGCUGCUGCGAUUGGAUUGCUAUAACAUCCACCGAAAUAGGCUCCACAUUGUCUGCGUCCGCAAGGACUUUUAUAUCGAGGGUAGGUUCCAGUGGCCGGAGCCCAUUGCCUGCCCGUCGGUGGAGCGCUUCUUGGAUCCAUGUGAGGCGAAGCCGACCCUGCUGAACGUGCAGCCGCCUCCUCAGACCUUCGCUUCCGAGAUAUGGGCUGCGACGAUGGCGAAGCCUUUGCGCCACAAGCAUGAACCCUUGCAGCAAGCAUGGCUCUUCCCAGUCACUACCAGCGAGGGGCGUUGCUUUGUGAAGAUGGACAUGUGCUCCUGUUUGCUCACCGGCAGCAAGAUCUGGAUCUCCAACAGAGGUCGGCUCCUCAAUGCACGCGAGCGCUGUCGAUUGCAAGGCAUGAGCCCAGACGACUUCAAGCAGGUGGUGUCGGAUGCCCAAUGGCGUAAGCAACUCGGCAACGCUAUGAGUGUCAACGUGCUGGAGCGCUUGCUCGCGCGCCUCUUGCCUGCGGUGGGGCUGACGGGUGCGCUUCCGGACCGUUGGGCCAGCGGCACCGCGGCGGCGGAGCUCGAAGCCACCAGAACCAGCGUGUAG
This is a messenger RNA of Prorocentrum cordatum, 2382 nucleotides long. Lineage: Eukaryota; Dinophyceae; Prorocentrales; Prorocentraceae. The record is from the annotation of a GenBank genome assembly.